AUGAGAAAAGAUAUGUCUAAGCUUUCUUGCAUAACCUUAGCUUGCAUGAUCCUUCUCUUGAUCUUCAACCAAUCAUCCUCAACUCGUACUCUAGGCAACUCAGUUUCAAACCCAACUCGCCAUAAUUACAACCAUAAUCAUCACAAAAUCACAUUCCUAAUGAGGGACAUUUUCAAUGUUACAACAAGUACUAAACUCACUAGCACUACCACUAAUGAUCUUCCAUUCUCCAAACCACUAGGCCUAAUCCCUCCCAAAGAUGGAGUACGUGUCCCCUCAACCGAAUCGUUCCCUCAAAUGCUUAGUUUUCCUGGCUUAUCCUUCCCUAUGGCUAGAGCUACCCUCCAAGAGUUGGAGUUUGGGACAGUGACCCCUAUCGAGGAGGGCAUAUACAACUCUGAUCACUCUCAUCAUCACGAUGAUAGUCUGCGAGUAGUGAUUGGAAAGGCACAAGGGAUUUAUGUUGCAACCUCUGAAGGAGGGAUUAGUAGCCACAUGAUGGCCUUAACGGCGAGUUUUGGCGAUGGUGAUGAGGCUAAUGGUUUGAGGUUCUUUGGGGUUAGAAAAAAGGGUGUUACUGAGUCUCAUAUUGCUGUUAUUGGUGGUGUUGGUAAGUACCAAGGUGCCAAUGGUUAUGCCACUUUGAAGAGAGUAAAUAUUAACUCACAAAAGAAUAAUGGAGUUUCUAAGCUUUUUAAGUUUAGUGUGUAUCUCAGUUAG
Messenger RNA from Cannabis sativa, 720 nucleotides. RefSeq names its product dirigent protein 10-like. The record is from RefSeq and is a predicted model, not a curated record. The transcript has a single exon. Bases 1 to 720 code for a protein of 239 amino acids. NCBI's taxonomy places the organism in Eukaryota, Viridiplantae, Streptophyta, Magnoliopsida, Rosales, Cannabaceae.